Messenger RNA from Papilio machaon (common yellow swallowtail), 610 nucleotides. Its product is annotated as mpv17-like protein. NCBI's taxonomy places the organism in Eukaryota, Metazoa, Arthropoda, Insecta, Lepidoptera, Papilionidae. The record is from RefSeq and is a predicted model, not a curated record. Gene Ontology annotation, cellular component: membrane; cytoplasm.
AUUGGCUAGAAAUAAAUACAAUGAGUGGUAUUAUAACUAAAGUAUUUAGAUUGCCGGUGCAAUUUCCGUUAAUACGUGGCAUGGUGUCAUACGCUAUCAUAUGGCCCACUUGCAGCGUGGUACAAGAGUAUUUAGAACAUGGUACAACUUUAGAAAAUGCUGACCGAAGUAGAGCAGCCAGAUAUGGUAUAUUUGGAACAUUUUUCAUGGCCCCAGUUUUUUAUAAUUGGAUGAAAUAUACGAGUAGAUUCUUUAAGAGUAAAACUCUGAGUACGGCUAUAACUAGAGCUGUAAUUGAACAAGUUUCAUAUUCUCCAUUAGCUAUGGCUUACUUCUUCUUCGGUAUGAGUGCACUAGAAGGGAAAUCUUUUAAUGACUGCGUGGAUGAAGUAAGAGAAAAAUUCUGGCCGACGUAUAAGAUCGGCGCCAUCUUUUGGCCGACGGCGCAAACGGUUAAUUUCUAUUUUGUAUCUGAGAAGAAUCGUAUUGUGUUUGUGAGCGCUGCCAGCUUCUUUGGACUGUUUACUUGGCACAUGUGAAGUCUAGAAAUAAAAUUAUUGAACCUGUAAUUGAUGAAAUUGAUUUGAGUGAAGAAAUUAAUAUUCAACAA